Messenger RNA from Pogoniulus pusillus (Red-fronted tinkerbird), 7066 nucleotides. It is a transcript of the gene HS6ST2, whose product is annotated as heparan sulfate 6-O-sulfotransferase 2. Lineage: Eukaryota; Metazoa; Chordata; Aves; Piciformes; Lybiidae. Gene Ontology annotation, cellular component: membrane. Gene Ontology annotation, molecular function: heparan sulfate 6-sulfotransferase activity. The transcript has 2 exons. The coding region runs from base 94 to 1314 and encodes 406 amino acids. The record is from RefSeq and is a predicted model, not a curated record.
GGCGCGCGGCCGGGGCUGCCCCCCGCGGUGGCGGCGGCGGUGGUGGCGGUGAGCGAGCAGCGGUGGCGGCGAUGCGCGGGGCUCCUGGCAGCGAUGGAGGACCGGUCUCACAAGGUGCUGCUGGCGCUGGUGAUGCUCUUCCUCUUCGCCGUGAUCGUGCUGCAGUACGUCUGCCCGGGCACCGAGUGCCAGCUCCUGCGGCUCCGCGCCUUCAGCCCCUCCGCCGCCGCCGCCGCCGACCCGUACCGGGCGGAGGACGAGACGCCGGCGCGUUUCGUUCCCCGUUUCAAUUUCUCCGCCAGCGAUUUGCUACGGCGGGUGGACUUCAACAUCAAGGGGGACGACCUGAUCGUGUUCCUGCACAUCCAGAAGACGGGCGGCACCACCUUCGGGCGGCACCUGGUCCGCAACAUCCAGCUGGAGCAGCCCUGCGAGUGCCGCGCCGGGCAGAAGAAGUGCACCUGCCACCGGCCCGGCAAGCGGGAGACUUGGCUCUUCUCCCGCUUCUCCACCGGCUGGAGCUGCGGGCUGCACGCCGACUGGACCGAGCUCACCAACUGCGUCCCCUCCGUGGUGGACAACAAGAAGGAGGUUCGGCUCCGGCCCUCCAGGAACUUCUACUACAUCACCAUCCUGCGUGACCCUGUCUCCCGCUACCUGAGCGAAUGGCGCCACGUCCAGCGGGGAGCCACCUGGAAGGCGUCGCUGCACGUCUGCGACGGGCGCUCCCCCACCACCGAGGAGCUGCCCAGCUGCUACGCGGGGGACGACUGGUCGGGCUGCUCCCUGCAGGAGUUCAUGGACUGCCCCUACAACCUGGCCAACAACCGCCAGGUCCGCAUGCUCUCCGACCUCAGCCUGGUGGGUUGCUACAACCUGUCGGUCAUGCCGGAGGAGCAGAGAAACAAGGUCCUGCUGGACAGCGCCAAGGAGAACCUGAAGAGGAUGGCUUUCUUCGGCCUCACCGAGUUCCAGCGCAAGACUCAGUACCUCUUUGAGAAGACUUUCAACAUGAACUUCAUCUCGCCCUUCACGCAGUACAACAGCACGAGGGCCUCCAGCGUGGAGAUGGACGAGCAGACUCAGCGGCGCAUCCAGGCCCUCAAUUUUUUAGACGUGGAGCUGUACGAUUAUGCAAAAGACCUGUUCCUGCAGCGCUACCAGUACAUGAGGCAGAAGGAGCACCAGGAGGCGCGGCGGAAACGCCAGGAGCAGCGCAAGAUCCUGCGGGCCAAGCAGGCGCGGCUGCGGGAGCGGGCGGAGAACGGCUCCAGCGCCGACUACAUAGGGAACGUGGAGCGCUGGCGGCGGUAGUGGCGGGGAAAAGGGAGGCUCUGGGGGACUCUGGAAGCGCAGCAGCACCCAAGCCGCCAACCUGGAAGGUGGGAGGGGAGGGAGGAGGUGCAGGCAGAGGGGUUGGGAGCAAGAAGAGGUUUAAAAUGUUGCCUUUGCAGUUGCCUUCGCAGUCAAUGUUGUACUGUACGUGGAACACUUCACCUUAGCGCGCGACGGAGUCGUCCCUGGGAGGUGGGCGGGGGUUGGGUUACUUACGGCAUCCGGCGGACGGGUAGGGUGAUUGGAAAUGGGUGCUGGGAGGUUAAUGGUGGUUGGAAUUGGGUGCUGGGAGGUAUAUUUGAACUUAAGGGGAAAAAAAAAACAAGGAAAGAGGGAGGAAAAAAAUUGGAAGUGGUCCUUGGGUGUUUAAUUAAUCAGGAGAGAAAAAGGAAAGGGGAAAUUGGAAGUGGUUGCUUGGGUGUUUAAUUAAUCAGGGGAGAAAAAGGUAAGGGGAAAUUGGAAGUGGUUGCUUGGGUGUUUAAUUAAUCAGGGGAGAAAAAGGAAAGGGGAAAUUGGAAGUGGUUGCUUGGGUGUUUAAUUAAUCAGGAGAGAAAAAGGAAAGGGGAAAUUGGAAGUGGUUGCUUGGGUGUUUAAUUAAUCAGGGGAGAAAAAGGAAAGGGGAAAUUGGAAGUGGUUGCUUGGGUGUUUAGUUAAGCAGGGGAAAAGAGGGAAAGGGGAAAUUGGAAGUGGUUGCUUGGGUGUUUAGUUAAGCAGGGGAAAAGAGGGAAAGGGGAAAUUGGAAGUGGUUGCUUGGGUGUUUAGUUGAGCAGGGGUAAAGAGGGAAAGGGGAAAUUGGAAGUGGUUGCUUGGGUGUUUAGUUGAGCAGGGGUAAAGAGGGAAUGGGGAAAUUGGAAGUGGUUGCUUGGGUGUUUAGUUGAGCAGGGGUAAAGAGGGAAAGGGGAAAUUGGAAGUGGUUGCUUGGGUGUUUAGUUGAGCAGGGGUAAAGAGGGAAAGGGGAAAUUGGAAGUGGUUGCUUGGGUGUUUAGUUGAGCAGGGGAAAAGAAGGAAAGGGGAAAUUGGAAGUGGUUGCUUGGGUGUUUAGUUGAGCAGGGGAGAAGAAGGAAAGGGGAAAUUGGAAGUGGUUGCUUGGGUGUUUAGUUGAGCAGGGGAAAAGAAGGAAAGGGGAAAUUGGAAGUGGUUCCUUGGGUGUUUAGUUAAGCAAGGGAGAAGAAGGAAAGGGGAAAUUGGAAGUGGUUGCUUGGGUGUUUAGUUGAGCAGGGGAAAAGAAGGAAAGGGGAAAUUGGAAGUGGUUGCUUGGGUGUUUAGUUGAGCAGGGGAGAAGAAGGAAAGGGGAAAUUGGAAGUGGUUGCUUGGGUGUUUAGUUGAGCAGGGGAGAAGAAGGAAAGGGGAAAUUGGAAGUGGUUGCUUGGGUGUUUAGUUGAGCAGGGGUAAAGAAGGAAAGGGGAAAUUGGAAGUGGUUGCUUGGGUGUUUAGUUGAGCAGGGGAAAAGAAGGAAAGGGGAAAUUGGAAGUGGUUGCUUGGGUGUUUAGUUGAGCAGGGGUAAAGAGGGAAAGGGGAAAUUGGAAGUGGUUGCUUGGAUGUUUAAGGGAAAAAAGGAAAGGGGGGGAAAUUGAGAAUGGUUGCUUGGGUAUUUAUUUAAGGGGGAAAAAAGGAAAGGGGAGAAAAAUGGGAGUGUUUAAGCAAAAAAUAAUGGGAGUGGAUUGGAAAUGGUUGCUUGGAGAUCUAUUUAAACAAGAAAAUGGGAGGGGGAUUGGAAGUGGUUGCUUGGGUGCUUAUUUAAAGGGAAAAAAAGGAGGAGGGGAAUUGGAAGUGGUUGCUUGGAGGUUUAUUUAAGGAGAAAAAAAGGGAGGGGGGGAAUUGGAAGUGGUUGCUUGGAGGUUUAUUUAAGGAGAAAAAAGGGAGGGGGGGAAUUGGAAGUGGUUGCUUGGAGGUUUAAGCAAAAAAAAGGAGGUGGGGGUUGGAAAUGGUUGUUUGGGCAUUUAAACAACAAAAAAAAAGAGGGAGAAAUUGUAACUGGUUUCUUGGGUGUUUAUUUAAGGGGGAAAAAAAGGGAAAAGGGGGGAAUUGGAAGUGGUUGCUUGGGUGUUUGUUUAAACAAGAAGAAAAAGAAAAGGGGAUGGGGGGGAUAAAAAUAAAUCCAUAAUAAAUUAGUUAUGAUGCUAGAAAAUGUCUAUGAUGCUCGGCUGAAAUCUCUCUGGGAAGCAAACUCCUUUCCUACUACUGAGCAUUUAGCAGCCUCUCACAGUACAGUAGAUGAGCAAAAAAAACCCAACAAACCUCUUUGUUUUGCUGUUAUUUUCCCCUUUGGUUUGCUCUCAGUUUUCUUUCCAUAAAGGCUUUUCAAGGGCACCAACUGCUGAUCAUCUUUCUUGACCUGGUGGUCUUGAAUACUGCCUUCAGGUUCUGGGCUCCCCAGUUGAAGAGGGACAAGGAUCUGCUGGAGAGGGUCCAGUGGAGAGCUAUGAGGAUGAUGAGGGGACUGGAGGGCAUGGCUGAUGAGGAGAGGCUGAGGGACCUGGGGCUGCUUAGUCUGGAGAAGAGAAGACUGAGAGGGGAUUUGAUCAAUGUUUGUAAGUAUCUGAGGGCUGGGGGUCAGGAGGUGGGGACAGGCUCUGCUCACUGCUCCCUGGGACAGGACAAGGAGCAAUGGAUGGAAGCUGCAGCACAGGAGGUUCCAGCUCAACACAAGGGGGAACUUCUUUCCUGGAAGGGUCCCAGAGCACUAGCACAGGCUGCCCAGGGAGGCUGUGGAGUCUCCUUCUCUGGAGCCUUUCCAGGCCUGUCUGGAUGUGUUCCUGUGUGCCCUGAGCUAGAUUGUGUGGUGCUGCUCUGGCAGGGAGGCUGGACUGGAUGAUCUCCUUGGCUCCCUUCCAACCCCUGACAUCCUGUGAGCCUGUGAAUGGGUGGCAAAAGGAACAGAAAAGGUCUAGAAGAGAACCAACAACCACCACAUUGAUUAGUUUUCUGGGUGGUAUUGGCUUUGAAACCAAGGCAAACCACAACAGAACAACAACAAGGAACAGAAAUAAUUCCUCUAGUUCUAUAAAUACUUCCAGUUUUAAACUUUUUUUUUUCUACCUAACUGCUGUUUAGAAUUUUAAGCUUGGUCUGUCUCAUAUUAAGGUUAAAAACAACAACAACAACAACAAUAAUAAUUAAAUGAAAUAAUAAAAUGAUAAAUAAAUAAAAGAGUCCUGCAUAAUUUUCUGACCUCAAUGCCAAGGUUAAAGAUGCUGCUGCCAGCAUCUUUGUUUUUUCCCAGGGCACUGAGUUUUUAACCCUUCUUGGAAGACUUAACAGCACAUCCUCAUGGCCCACAAAGGGUUUUGCAAACUGAGCUCCUGUGGCAGUGUCUGAAUGUUAAGCCAUUCUUACCCAUGAGGGCUCCAGGAUGCUUCAACUUCUUCCUUCCUUCUCACUAAUUGGUGGUAUAAAGAGAGAUGUUUUGUGUAGUGUCUCUUAAAACAAGUCAUGAAGCUCUUUUAAUCCUGGCAAGAUUCCUAAGGGAAUUGAUUGAUGGAAGAAGAGCUCCACAAGUCCUGUGAGGAGGACUCACAGCUGAGGGAGCUGGGGAUGUGCAGGCUGGAGAAGAGGAGGCUCAGGGCAGACCUCAUUGCUGUCUACAGCUACCUGAAGGGAGAUUGUAGCCAGGUGGGGGUCAGUUUCUUUUCCCAAUUCCAAUCCCUGAGCACUCUUGCAGCAAAGCCAUUUAUCCUAAGGCUGUGUUUUGUUGGAGAGCUCUGCAGCUCAGCUCUGGAGCUGGUACUGCAGGAGGUGGUGAGUCAGCCUGAUUCCGUGUAGCUGCCCUAAGGAGCAUUUGUUGAGGUUCCUUGCAAGCCAGAUCAGAUGAAAAGUUCUCAUCAGCUCUGAUUUCCUGCUCUAACACAAAGAGCAAAUCUGUUGUUGCCACUCUCAGAGGUCCCCAGUUCAGUCCUGGUUUGUCAGCCAGGGCAGCAGCCUUAUGUAGCCAGGUGGGGUUGGGCUCUGCUGCCAGGCAAGCAGCAACAGAAGGGGACACAGCCUCAAGCUGUGCCAGGGCAGGUCUAGGCUGGAUGUUGUUAGGAAGUUGUUGGCAGAGAGAGUGAUUGGCAUUGGAAUGGGCUGCCCAGGGAGGUGGUGGAGUGGCUGUGCCUGGAGGUGUUGAAGCCAAGCCUGGCUGGGGCACUUAGUGCCAUGGUCUGGUUGGUUGGGCAGGGCUGGGUGCUAGGUUGGGCUGGCUGAGCUUGGAGCUCUCUUCCAACCUGCCUGAUUCUGAUUUUUCACUUAGUGGUGGGAUUUACUCACAGUGAAUCUUUGCCACAGCAGGUAAGAACAGGGCUGUGGGGUUUUUUUCUCUCUCUUUCUCUCUAUGCUCUUGAGCCCUUCUUAGCGCUGGCAGCUGAACGAUGACUCCAGACAAGGGGAACCAAUUUUAACCAUAGCCAUAGUUGUACAGGAUGAGGAGGUUACAGGGUGCACAGGGCUGCAGCAGCCCUCUCCUGAGCAGGCUUUGCUGGGGUGUAGGCUGUGUGGUUGGGCUGGGCUCACCCCUCCAGCCCUUCAGCCUCCCCUGGACCGGCAGGGAGAGGAGAUGGGGCAGGAGGUGCCAGGGGCUCCUAUAAAUCUCUAUGCAAAACUAACGUCCACUGAAGCCACCUCUGCAAGGCUUGGCCUGUGCAUUCUGCCAGCUCAGACACUCUGCAUGCAAUCUGCAAUGCUCCUGAGCUUGGCACCAGCCAGGCCAUCUUGGUGUGGGUGCUGGUGGCACCCCAAAAGGUGCACUCUCUGCCCCAAUGGACGUGAUGCUUACAAGGCUCACUUGCACUAUCGCCUUCCACCUGUAACGUUCUGUACACCACGAGGCCAGGGCAGGCACAGCAUCAGCUCCUUUCCUGGAAGGGUCCCAGAGCACUGGCACAGGCUGCCCAGAGAGAUUGUGGAGUCUCCUUCUCUGGAGACUUUCCAGUCCUGUCUGGGCAUAGCCCUGUGUGACCUGAGCUAGAUUGUAUGGUCCAGCUCUGACAGGUGUAGGGGAGGGUUGGACUCGAUGUCCUUGAGUCCCUUCCAACCCCUGACAUCCUGUGAGCUUUACAGACAUCUCACUGCACCGUGCCCAAGCUCUCUGAAGGUUGGGUUACAGCUGAGGUUGCUUUGCAGCCCGCAGGGUGGGGGGCAUCAAGCCUGCAAGGGGCAGGGUACGAGCAGCACAGCAGCAGCAGCAGCCCAGUCCCCUGCACUAAGCAGCUCUGGGGUAGAGCAUCCCUUCCUGUACAGCAGAGUUAUUUUUGUUACUCCAAUGCAGGCUGCAGCUGCCAAUAUGAUGUCUUGAUUGUACUUGGGGUUUUUUUUAUGUUUGUUUCUUUCUUUUUCCAGGGGAAAACCUUUGGCUCUUCAAACUCACAGGCAUUGCUGCAACCAGGACUUUGGGUUUGGGUGGGGGGAGGGUGGGGGGUGGAGUGGGGCUGGAGGGCCUGUUGCAGGAGGGGCAUUUGGUUUCCAGGCUGUGGUGUGCAUGGUUUACAAGAGGCUUUCAGUUGGUUUGGGGUUUUCUUUCAUUUCCCCCUUUUUUUUUUACCUUUGUGUAUCCUGUUUAUUGUACAUAGGGGGAUGUACAAAUGUGAAGGGACCCCUUUUUCUUUCUCCUGUCAUGACCAUGUCAGGCUGGACUGAUUCCCACUGUAGCUGCUGUCUUAACUGUGUAGAUCUCCAGGCUGAUCCACUGACUCUGAUUGUGUAACUUACCCAUAGAGCUGAUCAAUAAAAUGGAACUACAGCCUGCUGGUUUUCUCAA